CUUUACAUGUUAAUUUUAAUUUUACUUUGACACGUUUUAGCUUGUGCAAUUUCUGCACACAUUUGAUACCACACUGACUUAUUACCUAUUUGAAUCUUUUUUGUAAUGGCAAAAUCAAACAAAUCCAAAUCCAAAAGUGAGACAUUGGGCCACACCUUAGUCGAGACUUCCCAUUCAGUUUUCAGCGAAAAGUUUCGAAAUUUUCAGGCAAACUCGCAUGAAGCCACAUCGGAGAACCUUCUAGAAGUUUCAAAGAAGAAAAGGCAGCUGCAUGCAAUCGAUGCUGAAGACGACACAAACGACGAUUUCGAGAAAUCCCCUGAGAUUGACCUAAUUAAAGGACUUCCAAAUUCCCAGCCAGAAAACGAAGAUGCACUCCAUAUAAAUCCCCAUAAAUCGCCAGAAUCCAGCAGCAGCCCUAAGUCCCAGGCGACGGAGUGCUUCUACAUAAACAAACUUAAACAACGCCCCAAGUCUGUGGUGGAAUUUCAAUUGAAACCCCAAGCAGAUGCUGUUUCGCUUCGCUCAGAAAAUGAAGCUGUUGCAAGUGAUGAAGAAAACACCAGCCAAACGGGCUACGAGGAGGCUGUUGAAUUGAAGAAUUAUGUGGAGCUGCUCAACCAGCUGCGCGACCUUCCCAGCUGCCAUGAGCUGGAGUUGCAGGAGGGAGUUGACCAGGAAAAGGCAGUGAGCAUACCGGGAUCCAUUAGAGGCCGUUCGGCUGCCAACUCGACGGGCAUGGCAGACACGGACACAGACCAGGAGAGCGUGUCCGAGGCGCAGCCUUCUCCACUGGGGCUGAGUGCACAUAGUCUGGCGGAAGUCUCCUCCUCAGAGAUCGAGCAAAGUGAUUCGUUUGCAGAUGAUGCUGAGUUGUCCGUUAAGUUCACCGAGGACGAGCCAGCUCCAUUGAAACAAGCUGAUUUCGUCUUCGAUUCAGAUGAGGUGCAGAUCAUUGAGGAUGAAAUUGUGCCUCUGGAGCUGAACCCAACGAUCUGCAACUUUCUGGACGAAAUCAUUGACAAAGUCGUUGCCAAAGCCGAAAAACCUGAACGCUUACUAAACCAAACACUGGAUAAAGCUAAGCUCAUGGAUGCACUGCUGGCAGAGGCUGAUGGGUAUCGUUUCGAGCACUUCACAAACCAAUAUUUAUCAAACAGGAUUACCGACAUUCUGGUGCGCCGUGGCAAGUACUCCCUGGUAACGCCCAGUAAAAAUGCAGAAAUGAAUAAGAACAAUCAGAGUCGCUGUCGAUUCGCACUAAAUGAGUUGGACUACUGGCUGAAGCGGGAGCAGCUCUCUGUCCAAGUGGCACGCGAUGAGGUGCAGCGACUUGUCAGCGAAGAGGACAACAGGAGAACCCAAGACGAUAAUCUGUGGCAGCGUCUGGAGAGCCUUAUCAAUGAUACGCUACUUGUAUGCCCCAACUUUUCGGAUAAUUUGAAAAUUCUGGCUGCAAAUACAACUAGAAGGCUGAGCAAAAUGCGCGAUGAGUUGUCGGAGACACGUCUGAAUCUAAUACUGAAGCAACACACAUAUUCGCACAUUAAAAUGAAAAUUCAUAAAAUGGACACCAUUUCCGAGCACCUGACCAUGCACAAAUAUCUGUCAGUUGAAGCGGAUGUUGAGAAUUUGGACAGAACGUUGGAGUCCAGAAACUUGAGCAUCCUAAAAGCGUCGAACCUCAUCAAUAGCAAAAUCCAUUCAGUGUCCCAUCUGAGGUGUCGUCGAAAGACUUUGAGCCGCAAGCUGACGGCGGCCCAAUGCAUACUCGAGUCCCUGAAGAACCAAUUCAAAGCCUUGAGGGUCAAGGCCUAUCGCUGCAACAAAACCCACAACAAGCUACUCAGUGACCUCGGGAAUGUCCGCCACAAGGGCGGCAUCGUGUUGUAUCCUUUGCUCAUAGCAGACUAUGACCAGACGGUGGAGGCUGUGGGCACAAAGCGAUCUGAGAUGGAAGCGCUAAGGGCGCAGCACGACAGUCUGCUGGAGCGACUUGCAGCGAUCGAAGAGACUCGACGAAUGUCACUGACAAAACAUCGACAAAGUCGCAACCAACUUCGCACUUCCACUCUAGUCGAGCGAAUGGAAAGGCGUGGAAACUUUUUCUGACAAAAAUAAAUCCCAACAUUCAACGACUUUCCAUUCGAAUUUCAAAAAUUAAUAACCAUUCAUUCUGCCUGUUUAAA
This is a messenger RNA of Drosophila guanche, 2189 nucleotides long. RefSeq lists its product as uncharacterized. The transcript has 4 exons. The record is from RefSeq and is a predicted model, not a curated record. Lineage: Eukaryota; Metazoa; Arthropoda; Insecta; Diptera; Drosophilidae. Bases 106 to 2112 code for a protein of 668 amino acids.